UGCUCGCUGUGUAACUAACGGACACCGUCAUCUUUUGGUUCUAUUUCAAAAUCAUUAACCGUUAUUUUCCGUUAUGGCGGCCGCCGUCACGUUCGCGCUGCUGGCUUGUUUUCCCGCCGCCGUGCUGUCGCGCAGAGACGUGCUCGAGCUCGGCGACGAGGACUUCGACUACCUGGCAACGGAGCACGAGACCAUGCUGGUGAAAUUCUACGCUCCAUGGUGCGGUCACUGUAAGAAGUUGUCUCCAGAUUUUGAGAAAGCAGCGACGCGUCUGAAGGGAACGGUCCAGCUGGCCAAGGUGGACUGUACAGCUCACUCUGAGAUCUGUGGGCGUUUCGGGGUGUCUGGUUACCCAACGCUGAAGAUCUUCAGGAACGGGAAGGAGGCAGCACUGUAUGAUGGUCCUCGCUCUGCUGAGGGGAUCUAUCAGUACAUGAAGAAGCAGACUGGUCCAGAUUCUGUUCAGCUGCAGACUGAAGAAGACCUCCAGACCUUCAUCGACAACUACGACGCCAGCAUCGUAGGUGUGUUUGCAGGUGCAGACAGCUCUUCCCUGUCAGAGUUUCUGAGAGCUGCAGCUCUGCUCAGAGAACAGUUCAGAUUCGCUCACACUGUUGAUCUGAAGCUGGGACACAAGUAUGGAGUUACCUCUGAGUGUGUGUUGUUGUUCCGUCCUCCCAGACUAACGAGUAAGUUUGAGGACAGCGUGGUGGCGUUCAGAGAUCACCUGACCAUCGGCUCGCUGAGACGCUUCAUCAGAGAUCACAUUAAUGGUCUGUGUCCUCACCUGACGAUGGAGAACAGAGAUCGUCUGAGAGUUCGAGAUCUUCUGACGGCGUUCUACGACCUCGACUAUCAUCACAACAUCCGCGGCUCCAACUACUGGAGGAACAGGGUGAUGAAGAUUGCAUCUAAGUUUUCUGGGCGGGGCCUGGCAUUUUCGGUAGCCAAUAAGAAAGACUUCCUGUCUGAGCUGGAGGAAGACUUCGGCCUCGGGACGUCCGACGGAGGAGAACUUCCCUUCGUCACGAUCCGGACCAAGCUGGGCCACAAGUACACCAUGAGGGAGGAGUUCACGAGGGAUGGUCUGUCCCUGGAGAGGUUUCUAGAAGAUUACUUUGCAGGUCGACUCAAACGUUACAUAAAGUCUGAAGCGGUACCGGAGAGAAACGCUGCUGCUGUCAAGGUCGUGGUGGCCGAGUCUUUUGACGAAGUCGUCAACGAUCCGGAGAAAGACGUUCUGAUCCAGUUCUACUCGCGGUCCUGUCCACACUGCAAGAAGCUGGAGCCGGUCUACAGGGAGCUGGCUGAAACGCUGAUCUCUGAUCCAAACAUCGUCAUCGCCAAGAUGAACGCCGCUGACAACGACGUCCCGCUGGGAUACGACGUCCAGGGGUACCCCACCAUUUAUUUUGCUCCGGCGAGGAGAAAGGACGAGCCAAUCAGAUACGAGGGUGGGCGGGAGCUGAAAGACUUCCUGAAGUUCCUACAGAGCGAGGAGAGUUUCAGUCUGGCGAGCGGCGCGGCGAAGGACGAACUCUGACACCUCUUCAUCGACCAAUCGGAGUCCCCCGUUAUGAUGUCACCAGUCUGCCUGCUGAGUCUUUCUAUUUAUUCAGUUAUUAGGAGCCAUGUUGGGUUAAAUCUAAUAUCAAUAUUACCUCUGGAAGAUACAGUAAACCCGAUCUGUCCUAAUAUAAAUAAAUAUCAUAUAUAUUCUGACAGAUUUAAGGUUUUUUACAAACCAACUCCCAACAUUAUGGGAUGGAUCCCUACAGAGAUAGACCUUUUAGUUAAAGAGUAAGAUCCUUUUAGUUUAACAUGAA
Messenger RNA from Sander lucioperca (pikeperch), 1826 nucleotides. Its product is annotated as protein disulfide-isomerase A3-like. Gene Ontology annotation, cellular component: endoplasmic reticulum; cell surface. The coding region runs from base 74 to 1543 and encodes 489 amino acids. Gene Ontology annotation, biological process: protein folding; response to endoplasmic reticulum stress. Gene Ontology annotation, molecular function: protein disulfide isomerase activity. The transcript has 13 exons. The record is from RefSeq and is a predicted model, not a curated record. Lineage: Eukaryota; Metazoa; Chordata; Actinopteri; Perciformes; Percidae.